Messenger RNA from Xiphophorus maculatus (southern platyfish), 4212 nucleotides. RefSeq lists its product as uncharacterized. Bases 1132 to 3774 code for a protein of 880 amino acids. Gene Ontology annotation, biological process: regulation of translational fidelity. Lineage: Eukaryota; Metazoa; Chordata; Actinopteri; Cyprinodontiformes; Poeciliidae. Gene Ontology annotation, cellular component: cytoplasm. The record is from RefSeq and is a predicted model, not a curated record. The transcript is spliced from 11 exons. Gene Ontology annotation, molecular function: nucleotidyltransferase activity; tRNA binding; double-stranded RNA binding.
CUUGAUUUCACUGAUGAACUGUCCAAAACUGGCUGUGACUGUGUCCUCCGGAGCUGGAUGCUUCAGGACUGCAGCGAAGAGGAGGAAAAACAAAUGUUAGUUUGUGAGAGCUCAUAAAUGUGGUGGAACACCCGUCAGCUUAUUUUAAAUUUUUUUGCAACAGAAAAUUAGAGAACAAGCAGAAAUUUUUACUCUUCACUGCAGAUUGAUGCACUCCUCUGGCAGCCUGAAUUGGCCGGACGGUUUUCUGCAAGUGAAAGACAAAACAUUUGCUUAGUUACACCUCAGACACCUUAAGAACAGUCUAUUUUUGUCUUUUUUUAUUUCUAACAUUUAAAGUCUUAAAGAAACCGAGACCACUGCUGUUUUUUUUCUUUGACUGUAUGUGUCUCAGAGUGGACUUCACUCAGGUUGUAACUGUAAUGAACAACAAUCAGGACCUGUUCCUUCUCAAAGAGCUGCUGUCUCAGAGCUGUAACAAGUGUGGCUUAACAAGAACUCCUUAAAAUAUCGACUUUACCAUUAACUCUCACUAAAAAGACUUAAAAUAAUAUCAUGGCUAAACAUGAAAAAAUGUAGUCAUUUAGUAGAUUCAUGAUCUCAACUAGAAGGUAAAGUUUAAUCCUUCUACUUCACAAAUGUAGAAACAGCUUAAUUCUUACCUGUAGCACUGAGAACAUGGCUUCAACUUGCUUCUGUCACAGAGAUUUUCCUUUCUUUUUUCUUCCAGCAGCUUUCUUCCAAAGGAUGCUGAUGCUUCUCUAGUGGUAGGUAAACCUGCCUGCCUUAUAUAGUCCAGGACACACAAUGACCACAAAAAAAAUGGACAGCAGGGCAGGGCAGGUGUAUCUGUGACAAGCAUCCGUCGAAUCAAAAUGCAGAGUUUCCAUGGUAGUCAUUGUCCCCUUUGUCUCAGAAGGCAUGAUCAACUGGGAGGAGGAAGCAAGAGUCAAAACUUUGUGCAAGGUGCAAACAGUGAUGUCACCCUUCUCAGCCUGAAGACUGCGUGGUUGAGUGGGGGAAUUUUCAUGAACUCCUCCUACAGACUUCUGAGUCUUAUUUAAAACAAACUCAGCUGCACAAAUCAACACCUCAUCUGGCUGAGACACAUCACCAGAUAAAGGACAAAAAAUGGCUGCAUCUGAUGGGUUUCCUGCCAGUUUCUAUGGGGAACCAGGAGUUUUAGGCAUGUUGUCAAAUGGGAUCAGUGCAUUCCUUGUACUUCUACAGAACUUCAACACAGCUCACAAUGGCAACGCUCCAGUUGGAGUAGAGAACAUUCUCGCAGGUGUACAUCUCAUCCUGAUUGGCGGUGUAUGCCAGCUGGUGGCUGGGCUGCUCUCCUUCCGUAAAUACGACCAUCUGAGCGGCACCGCCUUCAUUGGCUACUCUGCUCUUUGGGCUAGUUAUGGUGCAACUAGAAUCUACUAUGGUGCCCUGCCUGAAAAUCCAAAUAUGACAUUAAUAAUAGAUCCGAUGAUGAGCAACGUGUCUCUUAAUAACUCCACGCAGUGCUAUUUAUGUUUGUCCAUGAAGGAGUCAGCAAUCGCUGGUCUGGUCCCCUACAUCAUCCUGUCUUUUCUUCUUGCAUUUUGCUCUGCCACGGUCAACUACAUCAUGCCUUUUGUCUUUGGAGCCAUCACAGCCACCUUGAUCUUUGAAGCAGUAGCUUUAGCUGCAUAUUCCUGGGCUCUGAUUGUCUCUGGGGUUCUGGAGUUGCUCAUUUUGAUCUUUGCUAUCUAUGGUUCAGCGGCUCUUCUCAUCAAAGGCCUGACUCAACGUCUAGCCCUGAAAGGUUUUGGUACCCCACUCUUUAAUGUUCUCUUACUAGGGACCCCCAACUCAGGAAAAGCUCAGAAUGGAGGCCAGGAGAAGAAGAAGAACACAAAAUAUGCAGAGCCAAUGGCUUUGGGUUUCUUCUGCGACUCCAUUGCUCCAUUCAUCUUUGCUUUCUACAGCUUUGGGUACAUGAAAUCAUUCGGUCUAGGUGUUGCCUGGGUAUCAAUCAUCUCAGUUGCUCAGUUGUUCUCCAGCUACUACGCCCACCUGCGUCAAGAUUGCUACCACACCACAAAGUUUGGGUUACACGCCACAUAUUGGCUGAUCAAAGCUUGGGAGGAGUUUGUUGUGUCUGUUUUAAUAGUGGAGGACAGUAAAGUUGUCUCUGGAAGGGAUGCAAUGGUAGGAGACUGGUUCUUUGUGGUGGCAGCCUUGGUGCUCUGUGUAGGGAGCCUGAACAUGGACGUCCUGGAAUUGAUCCAUAACUUGUUCUUUGUCCUGGUCACAAUCUCCACAGUCUCUCAGAUCCCCCUGCAGGGUUACUACAUCUUCUUUGGAGUAGCUUGUUCUCUCUUCACUGCAGUCUCAAUCUAUGGCACCUUCACCCGUCUCAUCAACACUAUUGCAGAAAAGUCUCUCAUACCUGUAGGACCACAACCAGUCUCUUCUGAGCAGCUGAUUAGGGCUUUGAGAUGUAGAAGGUCUAAACACGGAGAUCAGGAUGUGCUUCCCCCAGGCGAUCAGACCUCAGAUGCUCUGUUCUAUCUUUCAAAUGGGGUUGCAGCUUUGUCAGCUCUUCAUUCAAGAAGGAUGAGUAUGAACCCUUCUCUCCUGCACCUGACCAUCCCCUGGGUCCUGAUCUCUGGAGCUAUCUUCCAGGCCUACGUCAGCAGGUUGCAAGUCACAGGAGGCGGCCGCUUCGGGUCAGUCAUCUCUUCCAUCUAUGUUGUUGUCUGGGCAACAUGGACAUGGUUUAGAUUUGCAGGUAACCAGCUUCAGCUCUCAACCGAGGCAGAUUAUGGUUUUACUGCAGGAGCCAUUGCCUUCCUUGUCAUCAACGCUUUCCUUAUGCUGAUUGCUGCCUAUAGAAACCUGGUUCUUCUGUUCCUGACAACACUGAUGGAGGUGGUUCUUGUUUGCUUCCUUCUCUCCACCCUGAACAAGCUGCCAUAUGAACUUGAAAUUGCUAUGCUUGCAUUGGUGUCUCUCUUUUGCAUAUAUGGCACUUUGGCGUCACUGAUAAACUUCAUGUUCUCACAAAGAGUGUUGCCAAUGGGCCCUCCUCUCUUUAAGGAAAAAAUGAAGUCAGAAAUAUCUGAGGAGCUUCCCUGUCCGGUGGCAAGCUCUCGCCUCACAAGUGGCCUCUUAAAAAUUGCUCAGCUCCUGGAAGAGGGAGGUGUGUGUGGUAUUCCCACAGACACUGUGUACGCUCUGGCGGCUUCCUGCAAGAAUCCCCAGGCUAUAGAGAAAAUCUACAACAUUAAGGACCGGCCAGCAGAGAAGCCUAUAUGCAUUUGCAUUUCUAGUGUAGAGCAGCUGGUGGCAGCCAAGCCUCCCUUCAGCCCUCUGCUGUGGGAGUUCAUGAGGAACGUUUAUCCAGGAGGCAUCAGCUGCAUUGUCAGCAAAGGAGACUGGCUACUCAAGCUAGGAGUUGGAGCAGCUUACGACCGCGUUGGCACCAGGGACAGCAUCAUGAUCCGUGUUCCUGACCACACGGUGACGUGCCACUUGUGUGACAUGACUGGACCCCUCGCUAUUACAUCUGCCAAUCCCAGUGGAGAACCAGACAGCACCCACCACAGUAUGGUCAUCAAUCGACUGGGGCACAAGAUACAAGGGGUCCUCUGUGACGGGGACUCCAAUGAAGUUGUUGCUUCAACUGUGGUCAACUGUCUGAGGAUUGAUGAAGGUUUCAUCACCAUUGUAAGAGAAGGCUGUGUCCCUGCGGUUAAAGUUCAUCAGAUCUUCGAGAGGCUGAAAAACACCAUGUUGUGAGCGUCUCCUUCCAGAGGACUUCUUCGUAGCUGCAUGCGUCGGUCAGCACCAGAGCAAAUAUUUAAUACCACAGCUUUGUUUAUAUAAGAUAUACUGUAACUGUAGCUGCCAUUGCAGGCGUUGAAACUCAAGUGACUCUUGAGCCUAGAAAUGUGAUGUUCAUUUUGACUUGAAGAAUUUCCCGUAAGAUAUCCUAACUUAUUAAAAAUAAUGUUUCUCUGUCAUGUUAUUCUGAAACUGCAUUUUUUAUUCUUAUUAUUGUUUGCAAUAAUAUUAAAAUAUAUUUAAAAAUAUUUUGUAAAUAUUUAUUCAUGUAAUUAAAAUAUUCCAUCUGCGCACAUGGUGGCUUUUUGGGCUGUGAAGAACAAAUGUAUGUAAUAAGAUCCAUUGUGCAUUGUUGCAUUACAUUACUCUGUUCAAAUAAAGUAUUUAACUGCU